AUGGCUGAAGACGGAAAGAUUCGAUGCUACAACAAAGGAUGCGGUUUAAUGUACGAUCCGAACGAAAAUGACAGCGGUGAGUCUUCCGUUGGGCCGACAAAAUGCACUCUUUGGCUCCAGAUGCGUGUACUUAUCAUUCCGGAGGUCCGUACUUUCAUGAUGCCUACAAAAUUUGGACAUGCUGCGAAAAAAAGAGCACGGACUUCCGAACGUGGAUGGAGUACAAAGGUUGCACACGUGGAAAGCAUAACAAUGAGAAGCCCGUCGAUAUUGUAAAAGUAGCGGCGGUGAAGGAGAUUCGACCCGAAAAAGAGGAAGAAGUUAUUAAGUGGAAGGGCCUUAACAAAUCUGUCAAAUCUCAGAAAAAGGAUUCUUCUGAAAGAAUUGAAGUUAAUCUGAAUGUUAGUUCGAUCUAAUUAAAUUUUUUUUUCAAAAUCAGUAUUACUUGAGGUGGAAACGACGCCUGGUGCUGUCGCCGCUAUUGAAAAGAAACUGAAAGAAGUUACGGACGCCGCGGAAAGUGGAGAAAUUCAAAUCGGAGCGCCGUGCAGAAAUAACGGAUGCACUCAGUUGUUUGAUGGAUCCAAAAAAGGCGGCAGUUGCCUGCACCACCCUGGAAGUGCAAUUUUCCACGAGGGAAUGAAGUAUUGGGGCUGCUGCAACAAGAAAACUUCCAACUUCGGCGCGUUUCUCGAGCAAGUGGGAUGUACCAGCGGAGAUCACAAAUUCAGAAAUGUUCGUUUUUGGCGCUGUACGCCCGAAAAAUUUGUUAAUUUCAGAACGAAAUUACUACGAAGAUCCGUGAAGACUGGUUCUCCAGCAACGGAUUCGUAACAGUCAAUGUGUACUGCAAAGGAGCACUCCCUGAAACUGCGAACAUAAUUUCCGACGGACACAUUCUCCGCGCUAAUUUCAAGCAUGCAUUCGGAAAUGCUUCCACCGAAUUGCUCUAUGAUUUGUGGGACGAAGUUAUUCCGGAAGAGAGCCGUGUUGUUGUCGGUGAAAGAAAGGUCGAGAUCUCGCUGAAACAGAAACAUCUUACUGGCUGGCCACGUCUUAAAUUUGACCCUGAACUCGAUGGACAGAAUGAAGAGGAGGCCUAA
This is a messenger RNA of Caenorhabditis sp. 36 PRJEB53466, 1103 nucleotides long. Lineage: Eukaryota; Metazoa; Nematoda; Chromadorea; Rhabditida; Rhabditidae. The record is from the annotation of a GenBank genome assembly.